Molecule: messenger RNA, 2979 nt
Organism: Olea europaea var. sylvestris
Lineage: Eukaryota; Viridiplantae; Streptophyta; Magnoliopsida; Lamiales; Oleaceae
Product: fimbrin-4-like
Exons: 15
Coding region: 246-2522 (758 amino acids)
Biological process (GO): actin filament bundle assembly; actin filament network formation
Cellular component (GO): actin filament; cytoplasm; actin filament bundle
Molecular function (GO): actin filament binding
Source: RefSeq, a predicted model, not a curated record
CCUCUUAACUGCCUCGUGUUCUCUUCUAUAGUCUGUCCGCUGCCCAAAUUUCUUCUCUUUGCCCUUCGCCGAAGCAAUUGCUAAAACAUGAAGUGAAGAUAUAAUUGGAGACAUGUCGAAGUGUGGGGUAUAUACUACAUGGAAGGAGACAAGAUUUAGAGUCGUGGAUUGCUGAUAAUUCGUAUUGUUGGGGUGUGUUCAAUCAUUUUCCUCGUGAUUUUGGAAGCGCAGGGGGCGUCGAGGAAAUGUCUAGUUUUGUGGGAGUUCUUGUGUCCGAUCAACGGCUUCAGAGCCAGUUUACGCAAGUCGAACUUCAGAGCCUCAAAUCCAAAUUCAUAUCCAUAAAGAACCAGAAUGGCAAAGUUACAGUUAGGGAUUUACCACCUUUGAUGGCGAAACUAAAGGCUUUCCGUGACAAGCUCGACGAGGAGGAGAUCAGAAGCGUAUUGGGAGAAUCAAAUUCUGAUUUUACCAAUGAGAUUGAUUUUGAAAGCUUCCUCAAGAUUUAUUUAGAUUUACAAAGUCGAUCUACUGCUAAAGUGGGGAAUUCAAAACACUCGUCAUCAUUUCUCAAGGCCACCACAACCACCCUUCUUCACACUAUCAAUGACUCCGAGAAGGCUUCAUAUGUUGCUCAUAUCAACAGCUACCUGAGAGAUGACCCCUUUUUGAAGCAGUUCCUUCCAAUCGAUCCAUCUUCAAAUGCUCUUUUUGAUCUUGCAAAAGAUGGAGUACUACUUUGUAAGCUGAUCAAUGUUGCUGUACCGGGGACAAUAGAUGAGCGGGCUAUUAACACCAAACGGGUACUUAAUCCAUGGGAAAGAAAUGAGAAUCACACACUUUGCCUCAACUCUGCAAAAGCCAUUGGCUGUACAGUAGUCAACAUUGGUACUCAGGACUUGGUUGAAGGAAGACCUCAUUUGCUACUCGGGUUAAUUUCUCAAAUUAUAAAGAUUCAACUACUGGCGGAUCUCAACCUUAGAAAGACACCCCAGCUGGUAGAACUGGUGGAAGACAACAAUGAUGUUGAGGAACUUAUGGGACUAGCUCCCGAAAAGGUCUUGCUGAAAUGGAUGAAUUUCCAUCUCAAGAAAGCAGGCUACAAGAAAAAUGUAACAAAUUUUUCUUCGGACGUGAAGGAUGGAGAGGCUUAUGCCUACCUGCUUAAUGUACUUGCGCCAGAGCACUGCAGCCCUGCCACCUUAGAUGCCAAAGAUACCAUUGAAAGGGCUAAUUUGGUUCUUGAUCAUGCUGAGCGAAUGGACUGCAAAAGAUAUCUAUCCCCAAAGGAUAUAGUUGAAGGCUCGGCCAAUUUAAAUCUUGCAUUUGUUGCGCAGAUAUUUCACCAGAGGAAUGGUUUGUCUACAGACAACAAAAAAAUCUCUUUUGCAGAGAUGAUGACGGAUGAUGAACUAAUAUCUAGAGAAGAGAGAUGCUUUCGCCUAUGGAUCAACAGUCUCGGAAUUGCUUCUUAUGUCAAUAACUUGUUUGAGGAUGUUAAGAAUGGGUGGAUUCUUCUGGAAGUGCUGGAUAAAGUUUAUCCAGGAUCUGUUAACUGGAAGCAGGCAACCAAACCUCCUAUAAGAAUGCCAUUCAGAAAAGUAGAGAAUUGCAACCAAGUGGUUGGAAUAGGGAAGCAGUUGAAGCUUUCCCUUGUCAACGUAGCUGGGAAUGAUUUUGUACAAGGAAAUAAGAAACUCAUACUUGCUUUCCUUUGGCAGCUGAUGAGGUUCAAUAUGCUUCAACUCCUGAAGAACUUGAGGUCCCGUUCCCAAGGAAAGGAGUUUUCUGAUGCUGACAUACUGACAUGGGCUAACAAAAAAGUGAAGAAUUCAGGCAGAACAUCUCAAAUGGAAAGCUUUAAGGACAAGAGCCUUUCAAGUGGAUUAUUCUUUCUUGAGCUUCUCAGUGCAGUUGAGCCACGAGUUGUCAACUGGAACCUCGUUACCAAGGGUGAAAGUGACGAGGAGAAGAAGCUAAAUGCUACUUAUAUAAUCAGCGUUGCCAGGAAGCUUGGCUGUUCCAUCUUCUUGUUGCCUGAAGAUAUCAUGGAGGUAAACCAAAAGAUGAUCCUUACUCUUACGGCAAGUAUAAUGUAUUGGAGUCUUCAGCAACCUGUGGACGAGCAGUCAUCCCCAUCACCUACUGCUUCUAGUCGCAGCGCAUCACCUGAACCUUCGAUCGAUGCCACUCUGUCCCCUGCUGCAACUGCCAUUUCUGAUGGAUCGUCUUCACCUUCAAUUAGCGGUGCUCCAUCCCUGGAUUUUGCCUCCAUUCCUGGUUCAUCCCCCGUGCUUCCACUUAAUGGUUAUUUGGCCCAUGAUGGAACUGCUCCUCCCAAGGAAUCGCCAUCACUAUUAUUGAGUGGAGAAGAUGAUAGCUGCAUUGCGGCUGAAGUAUCAAAUAUUACCAUUGAUCACGUAGACUUUGAUACUACAACCUCCGCUCCACUAGUGGACAAUGCAGCCUCUGAUACUGCUAUAUCUACCCGACAAGUAGAAAAAGAGGAUACAGAAUCUUGAAGUGAGCUAUAGUUUCAAGAGUAUUUUACAGAAGGUAAGAGGAGCAAAUGCAUACAAUGGGAAUGUGUUUUUCAGGUCGGUUUGCUGGAACUUUAAGCCCGUCUUUGUCAAGUUAUACGUACAGAGAUAUGCUUUUUGAGAUUAAAAAAAAAAAAGAAGAAAAAAAAAAUGAAGGUUUUUUGACUUCCAAGAAAGUAUGUUUUUUUAUGGGUUUUUGUUCUUUCUUUGUCUCUCUUCAUUUUUCACUCCUCACUCUGCAUUUUUUCUAUUUUUUGCAAGUAAAUUUGUAAUUUUAGAUAAAUGAGAUGUUAAUAAAAAUAUGUAAUAAAAGAAAUCACAAGUGUAAGAUCUAGUGAAAUUUGUCAGUAUAUAGCAGUUUUGUGGCAGAAUUUACCGUGUAAUGAACAUACAUAUCAGUCAGUUUCUUGCUUGCAUUGAGCUUGUAUUCUGAUUUUAA